Impatiens glandulifera is the source of this 2030-nucleotide messenger RNA. Its product is annotated as protein TRM32-like. The record is from RefSeq and is a predicted model, not a curated record. The coding region runs from base 26 to 1831 and encodes 601 amino acids. Lineage: Eukaryota; Viridiplantae; Streptophyta; Magnoliopsida; Ericales; Balsaminaceae. The transcript has 3 exons.
CUUCCAGCUUUGAUCUGCUUGAAGAAUGGGGAAGGACUCCAUUGCUGACAGUAACGAUGAUGGGCAGCUUGAAGAAUUCCAUCCGGGAUGCAUGUGGGGAAUAAUUCAUGCCUUUGAUUACCAUCAUUGGAACCGUCAUGUUAAAAAGAUGAUGCCCCACAGCCCCAAGAAACACAAUAGGAACAAACAUGUAAAAGGAAAUAGGAGAUCGGGGAUAACAUUGAAUAUAGAUGAUUCUAAUGAGGUUCACAGUCUUUUGGAUGAUGAAGAAGUUGCUGGUAACUUCCUUGUUGAUGGAGAUACAAAGGAAACCAGAUCGUCAAGCAAGCGAUCCAUUAUGGCACGAAUUAAGUCAUUAGUUUAUGAGAUGUCGAAGGAAGAAAAGUCAUCACUUAAACAACAAAAGAAACUUACAAGAACCUAUUCCAUCCAUCAUUUAGAAACUCUCAAUCAUGGACCUACUAAAGGAAAGAUCGCUGGCUGGAGGCGAAAAGUUAUUUUCCUUCACAGUAAACCGGACAGCUUUCAUCCAUCCCAAAUAAAGAAGACUACUUCACAAAACCAAAGUCUAGUCAACGAAGAAGAAUACUUGGAUCCGGAUCAACAAGGAAAGAAGGAUAUUCUUGAGAUAUUUAGAGUCAACAAGGACUUGUUCCAAAAGUUUCUGUAUAAUACUGAAGAUGAUGAUGGUACAACAAUUCACACGAAAAUCCCUCGAAUUUCUGACAGACCGGCAAGACUGAGUAAAUCGGGCUCAUUUCCUCAAGCUGGUAUGUCACAUGGUACAAAUGUUAGAUCCAGCAAACUAAACCACAAAAUAGACGAGGUGUGGUCUUUCAAGAAGAAGAGAGAAAAACUCCUUAGCUCGAAAUCUGGUCCGUUACGCUUUCAGUAUGAUGGCGAAAGCAAUACAAAUGAUCAGGAAGAAUCAAAAUUUAUUGAAGAGGAACAUGUGGUUGAGGAGGAUAAGUAUGAUGGAUCUGAUUAUGGUUUUAGAAGAACCCACUUAAGAACAUCCUCUCUUCAAGAAUCAUUGGAUAGGUAUAUUCAUUUGUUAGAGCAUUCUUCAGUUUCAGGUAGAGAUACCAGCUGCUAUCGCUCCAAGAGCUUGAAGUUGAGGAGUGAAUAUGAGAUUUCUUCCGAAUUAGCACAGCCUCGGAUAUCUUUCAAGAGGGUCCACUCGCUUUCACAUGUUGAAUUUUGCAAGGAAGAGACAUUUUUCGGCGAAAUGGAGAUCUGUUUGCUUGAAGAGGAGAAAGAAAUGUCUUCUGCUGAAGAAGCUGAUCAGAACAGUCAGACAGAAAACAGAAAUCAGAACGAGCUACAGAUCACAGACGGUUCUGACAUCAAUUACGUUAAGAAGAUUCUAGAACUUUCAGGCUUCACGGCUAAUGACUUAUUCGGGGCAUGGAAUUCAUCUGAAUCUCCUCUUGACCCAUCAUUAUACGAAGAUAUGGAGACAUACUGGCCAUGUGAUGACAAUGACACCGCGUCCUCAUUUUCACAUCACCAGAUUCUAUUUGAUUUAACAAACGAAGCGAUAAUUCAAAUAUACGACAGAUCAUACACUUACUACCCGAAGGCAUUGUCCUCUGUUUGUUGGGUUCGACCACUUCCAUUUGGAAACCAUUUCCUAGAUGAGGUAUUGGCAUGUAUUGACAGAUCCUUCAAUAAAAGCGCAGAGCCUGACCAGCCGGUGGAUUGCAUCGUGGGUCGAGAUCUUGCUGAAGAUUAUGGUUGGAUGAAUCUACAGUUUGAAAGUGAGUGCGUUGCACUCGAGUUUGAGGAGCUGCUUAUAGAUGAACUUGUUGAUGAACUAAUGUAUAGUUGAGAUUCCCUUUUAUACUUUUAGGAGUCAGAUGGGAUUUCAGUCAAUCUGUCUUUUCUUUUAUACUUUUUCAGUAUUCUUUUAGGGUUGUGUUGUAGGCCUGUAGAUGCAUGAAUACAUAAACAUGGUCAUACCCGGCCAUACACGAACGAUCAUUAAUUGUUUGCAUGUAUAUGUAUAUAUAUAUAUCGAUAGAUUGUGA